Molecule: messenger RNA, 942 nt
Organism: Euleptes europaea (tarantolino)
Lineage: Eukaryota; Metazoa; Chordata; Lepidosauria; Squamata; Sphaerodactylidae
Gene: LGALS12
Product: galectin 12
Exons: 9
Coding region: 1-942 (313 amino acids)
Biological process (GO): lymphatic endothelial cell migration
Molecular function (GO): carbohydrate binding; integrin binding
Source: RefSeq, a predicted model, not a curated record
AUGGAGUCCUCCACAGACACCGCAGAUUAUAUUCUUCAGGCUCCUGUUUUCCACCCGAUCCUUCCCUAUGUCACCACGAUUUUUGGCAGCCUGGCCCCUGGGAGAAUGGUUUUGGUGCAGGGCACAGUCCUAAUGGAGACGGAAAGGUUCCAGGUUGACUUCCAGACCGGCUGCAGCCUGAGCCCGCGGGCCGAUAUCGCCGUCCACUUUAAUCCCCGGUUCCGCCCACGGCCGCACAUCAUUUGCAACGCGCUCAGAAACGGCCGAUGGAUGGAAGAGACGAAGUUCCAUAACCUGCCCUUGAAAGGAGGGGACGCUUUCCAGCUGCUGUUCCUCUUUGAGCAAGAAUAUGUGAAGGUGAGCGUGAACGGUCUCUCCUUCCUUCAGUAUCAUUUCAACGUUCCACUGGCCCAGAUAAACACGCUGGGAGUCUCUGGUGACAUCUUUGUGAAAACCAUCGCUUUCCUGGCCGGCAACCCCUUUGAUAACAGCCGAACAAGAUACCCUCAUGCUCCACAUCUGCAUCUAAACGACCCUAAUCUGGCCGUUCCUCUGACCUGCCAGCUCUCCCAGGCCCUCAAGCCAGGAGAUGAGAUCACAGUGCGAGGCUUGGUACAUCAGGAUCCAAAACAGUUCCGCAUCAGCCUGAAGAAGGAUCCAUCUCAUGUUACCUUGAGCUUGAGUGUUCGCUUCACAGACCAGACUGUGUUAUGGAAGUCCUUUGCAGACCAAGGGCAGGAGUCUGGGGGGAAAGUAGCCAGCUGUUUCCCCUUCCACCCACAACGAUACUUCGAGCUGCUCUUCCACUGCGAAAAGGACCACCUGAAACUGGCACUGAAUGGGGCACCCCUCGGAGAGCAACACCUCCCUUUACUGUCCAUCAAACCCAUCACAGAGCUGGCCAUUGAAGGAGAUGUCACUCUUUACAGCGUCCUGUGUUGA